CCACGCGUCCACGUCACUCCGGCCCUUCCACAGGUGUCACUUCGGUGUUGACCUUCGAGGGGAGCGCACCGGCCGCCUUCCUGGCCCCGCUCGCCGGCGAGUUCCAGCGUGGCCGCGAAAAAAAAAAAACCAGCUCCACGGGCGGCUUUCGUUGUGGAAGGAGGCGAGCCCCCGCGGUGGUAGCGAAGGAAGGCGGGGGAGGGGAACCGCCACCGCGGCGAAAGAGUCCGCGGAGGAGACGCCGAACUCGACGGGAUGUCGGCGGUGAAGGCUCUCCAGCAGUGGUGCCGGAUCCAGUGCGACGGCUACCGGGAUGUGACGGUCACCAACAUGACCACGUCGUUCCGGGACGGCUUGGCUUUCUGUGCCAUCAUUCACAAACAUAGACCGGAUCUCAUCAAUUUUGACUCCUUGAAGAAAGAAAAUGUGUACGAGAACAACAACCUGGCCUUCAGGGUCGCCGAGGACCACCUCGGAAUUCCCGCACUCUUGGACGCCGAAGACAUGGUUGCGCUCAAAGUCCCAGACCGCCUCAGCAUCCUCACAUACGUCUCGCAGUACUACAACUAUUUCCACGGACGCUCCCCGAUUGGUGGCACGGCGGCAGUAAAGCGUCCUGCCGACCCGCCCGCCGACGGGCCGUCCGGAAAGAAGAACGCGCCGGUGGUAUCGAAGGUGUUCCCUUCGUCCAAGCCAUCUAAGGAGAACCAUCCUCCCACUUCAGCUAACAUGACGUCACCUCUGCCCCACCCAAGACAGCCCAGAACAUCGGCACAUGACGUUUCAGCUGAGAAAUCCCAGCAGACGGGAACUCUGAAUAACAAGUGCACGUCGUGCAACAAGCACGUUCACCUGGUGCAGCGACACCUAGUGGACGGGAAGCUCUACCACAGGAACUGUGCAAAGUUACUGGCUCCUCAAAGCGCAAUCUCACUCUUAAGAGAUGCUCCGCCCAGCGUCUUUCCUCGGGCAAGCCUCUCCAAGAGCAACACAGUGACACCCACGGCGCCGGCCAGAUUGGGGCCCACAGGGCCGAUCCAGAAACCAAGCCCCCCUGCCAGCAUCUCCAGCAGAUCCUCGUCACCGCGUCGGCCCGUUUCAAACCUCACCACAUCUGCUAUGGAGAUUCUAACUACUUCCGUCUAUAAAGAACCCGUGUCCAAUCACACCAUCACGACACCCGCCGCCGUCACCACUAGGCCUGUCGCUGCACCUCGGACCUCCACCAUCGCGGCCAAAACCAUCCAGUCCAAGCUCAAGUUCUUUCAGGCAGAAGGUGACGAUAACAAACCUGCAAAUAAGAUGACAGAAGCCUCCCUAAAAGGGUUCAAGUCUUCGGAUCCUAGCAAGGAAGACCAAGUGGGUCAAACUGUACCUGGAAAUAUUCAGAAUGUGGGUGAAAACCAGCCCAAGGCCCACAUCGACAAAGACAAAGCAGGUAGAGACAGUCUCGGAAAUGGAAAUAUUGCUAAUGUGGAUAAAAUUCAGAUGAAGGAACUUGUUGACACAGUCAAGGCAGCUGCAAAGAAACAUGAAGACGCUCAGGGGAGUAACGUUGGAAGUGGAAAUGUUGCUGAUGUGGGGAAAAGUCUACCAGAGGAGCGUUUUGAUAAAGGGAAAGCAGAUGCAAAGAAAGAUGCUGACACUCAAGGUAGUCGUGUCGGAUAUGAAAAUGUUGCCAAGCUGUCUAAAAGCCAGUCAAGGGAGCGCUUGGAUGAAGGCAAAGAAGGUGGAAACAAACAUGGAGACACUCAGGGUGCGAAUGUUGGAAAUAGAAAUCUGGCUAACGCAGAUAAAAUUGAGUUGAAGGAAGUUUUUGACAAACUCAAAGCAGGCGCAAAGAAACAUGCAGAUAGUCAGGGUGCUGUCGUUGGAAAAGAAAAUGACGUUAACGCGGGUAAAAGCCAGUCGAAGGGGGGUUGGGACGAAGGCAAAGCAGGUGCAAAGAAAGAUGGCGACGGUCAGGGUGGCACCGGCGGAGAUGAAAAUGUUGCCAACGUGGGUAAAAGUCAGUUGAAGGAACUUUUUGACAAAGUCAAAGCAGGCACAAAGAAACAUGGAGACAGUCAGGGUGCUGUAGUUGGAAAUGAAAAUAUUGUUCAUGCGAGUAAAAGCCAGUCGAAGGAGCGUUUGGACGAAGGCAAAGCAGGUGCAAAGAAAGAUGGCGACGGUCAGGGUGGCAACGUUGGAGAUGAAAAUGUUGCCAAUGUCGGUAAAAGUCAGUUGAAGGAACUUUUUGACAAAGUCAAAGCAGGCACAAAGAAACAUGGAGACAGUCAGGGUGCUGUAGUUGGAAAUGAAAAUGUGUUAAACGCAGGUAAAAGUCAGUCGAAGGAGCGUUUGGAUGAAGGCAAAGCGGCUGCAAAGAAAGGUGGCGACAGUCACGGUCGUGUUGUGGGAAAUGGAAAUGUUAACGCGGCUAAAAGCCAGUCGAAGGAGCGUUUUGACGAAGCUAAAGCAGGUGCAAAGAAAGAUGGCGACAGUCAGGGUGGCACUGUUGGAGAUGAAAAUGUUGCCAACGUGGGUAAAAGUCACUUGAAGGAUCUUUUUGACAAAGUCAAAGUAGGUCCAAAGAAACAUGGAGACACUCAGGGUGGUGUUGUCGAAAAUACAAAUGUUGUUAACGCGGGUAAAAGCCACUCGAAGGAGCGUUUUGACCAAGGCAAAGCAGGUGCAAAGAAAGAUGGCGGUAGUCAGGGUGGCAAUGAAAAUGUUGCUAAUGUGGGUAAAAGUCAAUCAAAAGAGCGUUUUGAUAAAGGCAAAGCAGGUGCAAAGAAAACCGAAGUCAGCGAGGGCAGUAAAGCGAAAGCGGCGGACACGUCAAAGAAACUUUCGAAGGAGGAAAACAAAAACAGUAAGCCAACGCCAAAGUCAGACCCGCCCAAGAAAAGUGACGCCUCAUCACAGGUCCAGACUGUGAAGAAGGAGACAGAGGGUGUCAGGGGGAGAGUGAGGCUCAAAGUCAACCCCUCCAUCCUCGCCGACUUGCAGCCUUCAGACAAGAGUCCGCUUAGAACCAGAACUCCAGAGAGAAGCCCCGGAGGCUUGAAACCAGCCCCGGCCAACACUUCAGAGAAGGAGACGCCCACAGACUGGAGGUCCAUGCUCAAACCUGUCUCCAAAGAAUCUAAACUUGCUGAGUCAUCACAGUCCUCCACUAAAGUACCGGCUAACAACGCUGGAGGCUCCCAUUUAGCAGAGGUGUCGCUGAGGCCCGUGAACCCGCCUUCAUAUCAAGGUGUCCGGAAUGGCCAAAGUAACGCCACAAACACGACAACAUCGGGAUCAAAAGUCUUAAAGACAAAGCCGGACUUCAUCCCCAAAGAGAGGAUCCUGAAGGAGCUGAAGGAGAUUGAAGAGGACCUCAACCGGUUGGAGAGGAGAGGGGUGGAGCUGGAGACCAAGCUACGUCACAGCGAAGACGAGGGCGAGGAUGACUCCCUGAUGGACGAGCUGAUGGUGGAAUGGUUCAGCUUGAUCAGGAACAAGCAGGUGGCCAUGCGGCGCGAGUCCGAGCUCGUCUACGUUGGUAAAACUCAGGACCUGGAGGAGCAGCAGCCCAGUGUCGAGCAGGAGCUCCGAAAGCUGAUCGAGAAACCAGAACAUCUGAAAACGGCGUUCGAACGCAGACGAGAAGAAGAGCUGAUGAGCAAACUGAUGGAGAUCGUCAACGACCGCAAUACUAUCGUAGAUGUUCUGGACGAAGACAGGCUCAGAGAGGAAGAGGAGGACCAGCAGCUGAGCAAGUUGAUGGAGAAUUUCAGUGUGAAAAAAGACAAGUCCAAGAAAAAGUCCAGCAUUUCCAAGAUGUUCACUUGGGGCAGCAAGAAGGAGGCGUGAGGCCGGGCCGAGCCGGGCCGGGCCGGGAAAACACCCUUCGCCGCUCCCCUGCGGCGCUUUCCGGGUCACGCCACCCCACCGCUGACUCGCCGAACAACUCGGUACGUGCGCGCGCGCGCGUGUUUGUUUGCAGCACGCCGGUCGGCCGUCUUUCAUCUUAAGCGGUUCUCGACACAUUCCCAGCACGACGGCUUCACGACUUACUAGUGAUGACGAGGUUCACUGCGUGCUUGAGUUGUUCGUUUUAAUCCGCUUCCAGUUUUAAUCGGUCUACUUCGUGUGCGCGCGCACGCAUGCACACUAGUAACUUCGCGCGUCUGUUGCUGCUGGCACGCGCGUCGCAAACACAAACAUGGGUACUACUAACGCGAGCGAUGAACAACGUCGGUAUCGCCGCUUCUUGCGUUCAAAUGGCUUACGAGUGCAAUUUCAAUAUUUUUACCACCUUGACUUUGAUGUUUUAUUAUUUUUUUUUGCCCUUUGUUAAAAAACUUCUUCAUCUGCCGAGAUACGGGCUCGCUGUUGUGAUCCAUAUUGGAUCUGAAUUGAUUUAAAAUGCGCGACGGCUCGAGUGUAUUUUUGUGAGUGUUCGACCGCCAGCUGAGACGCAAUUAAAUGUUAUUUAUUGUACAUUUAACUGUUUCGUGGCGAUGGGAAUAUUAAUGCUAAACUGGAGCUUUAAAGAGGAUUUUUUUCAUCAUUAUGUGGUGAAACUGGCCUGUAUAUAUAUUGUGCUUUGAUUUGUAUUAAAAUAAUAUUGUUGA
Molecule: messenger RNA, 4604 nt
Organism: Syngnathoides biaculeatus (alligator pipefish)
Lineage: Eukaryota; Metazoa; Chordata; Actinopteri; Syngnathiformes; Syngnathidae
Product: MICAL-like protein 2
Exons: 16
Coding region: 256-3840 (1194 amino acids)
Molecular function (GO): protein binding
Source: RefSeq, a predicted model, not a curated record